Acaulospora colombiana is the source of this 2708-nucleotide messenger RNA. The record is from the annotation of a GenBank genome assembly. NCBI's taxonomy places the organism in Eukaryota, Fungi, Glomeromycota, Glomeromycetes, Diversisporales, Acaulosporaceae.
UAGGAGGAGAAUUAUCUCCUCCUGAACAAUUCGAUAGAAAGAAACUUGAGACUAACCAGAAUAAAGGGCGCUGCAGACCUGGUCAAACCCACGAGCUUGCUGUCAACAUUGAAUUUAUGAGUGGACUGGAGAAAAGGUACCGAGCUGAGCAACUUCGUUGCAUGUUUUUCGGUGAUAUAAAACUGAUGUUCAAGACCAUUGGCUCUGCUAUCUCAGCUCCAAGUUAUUCAGAGAUAUUGGCCAGAUUCACCACGAAUCCUAAUAAUUCUGAUUUCCAAUGGCUCGUAAAUCAUAUCGAUACCGAGAAAAAUGUUGGGAAAAUGGCACUCUGCCUCUCUGCGGCUCGCCUCUUUGAUUCUUCUUCCACAUUGGAUACAAUGAUAGCGCUAGGAACUGGGUGGUUCUUUUCUGGAAUGAUUAUGGUACAUCUGUAUGUCCCUAAUUUUCCUCUGGACCCCCAAGCAGUCGCCUUCAGUCAGUAUCAACGAGUCGAGACUCGAAUUGAAGAUCUAGAGGAGGAGUUAUUCCUUCAUCGACAAAUGGAGCUCAUACGAUCAGGUGGCUCAGACAGUCCCCUAAUCUCCCAGAUGAGUCGCCAUGUCGAGGAACUGAGGCAAGGCCUCAGUCCACAGCGCCCAGUAUUACCUGAAACGAGAGAAGAAGCAGUGCUCAGGGCACUUUCCACUGAACUCGUUCAGUUUCAUGACCAAUUCGUUGAUUUCGAACAUAUGAGCGGGCUGAUUGCACAACUCAGAAACCAUGACCCGAAAGGGGCUAUGACUGAGAAAAUGAUCCAGGAAUCGUGGCGCUCUUUCAUCGAAAGAAUUCGCGAAAAUUAUCCCGAUUUCGGAGAUAUCAUUGACCCCUUUGUUACUUGGGUCAAUAGGAUGCGGCUGGGUUUGAGCCUUCUUCGUCACAGUUCCAAACCACCUUCCGAUAUGGAGACCCGAUCUUCUUUACUCUGUGAGGCAAUUACAUCUUUUCCUUGGUCCGUAGGAGCUAGAGUAUUAUCCCAUGGUGAUAUUCAGCCACCCUUACAAAUAACUCCGAUCGAAUGGGCAAGCAUCCGUCUUUAUUCCUCUCUCAUGGGAAUACACAAAGGAGAUCCUCUGGAACUCCAUAGAAGCUGUAUAUCAAGAUCAUUCGAGCAGUUAUUCGGGUGUUGGCUCCUAGAAAGAAACAAGAGGGAAGAGGAGGCUAAGGACAAGGCGUCUAUCUAUAAAAGCCGGAAGGAAGUUUCAACGGUCCUCAGUGAUCAAGAAAUAGAAGCGGCCGAAUUCCUCGAGUUAUUCCCAGAGUAUGGAGAUGUGAUGGAAGAAAGCGAGAAUGGAAUUCAACAGUCUGCAUUAUCCAGUAAACCAGUGUCCCCCUAUCGAAUGUUCCUCCAACUCCCUUUCCUCGAUACAUCAAGUUCACGUGGUCCCGAUGAGAUGUUCCGGGCCACUCUAAUGAAUGCCGUCAACAAAAUGCAAGAAGGAUUAGAUACCAGGCUAGACGAAGAGACGAUCCAAUUUCGACUCGGAUCUAUUCAUGAAGCACUUCAGAGUCUCAAUACGGUACCAUCUCCUUCUCAAAGAUACAACUUUUAUCUCGACAGUAAUGUCCCCCAGCUGGUCAAGGCUCUGGAGGUGGUCUCACGUCUCUGUGAUCGCUUGAUGCAGCUCACAGAAAAGUGGUCAGAACACAUGGUCCUGCAGCAUUUACUGGAACGCUGUCAAACAAUUAAGAAGAUCGACCUAUAUUCAAGCGUUGCGAAGAUGCUUUCAGCGAUAGAACAACUUCUUCUCGUAACAGAAGAUUGGCAAAAAUUCGCCGAUAGAGAGAAUAGUAUCUUAGUACAUCAAACCGAUCUCAGCAAUCUAAUUGUAGAAUGGAGGCGCAUGGAGCUCGUAUGCUGGACCCAUUUACUGGAUAACGAAGCAUCCUCCUUCUCAAAUGACCUUUUUGAUUGGUGGUUUCGUAUUUAUGAAAUCAUCGUGCAUACAACUCGUCAAAAGAUGGACACGGCUACAGAGCAGACGACUUUCUUUGAGAAACUCCUUCCUCUGCUCGAAAGAUUUUUGCUAUCGUCGCCGAUAGGCCAAUAUUCCUCUCGCCUUCAUCUUCUCGCCAUGUUCGAGAGAUAUUUAACGAUAAUUGUAUGCACACCUACUACAUGCACACCGUUUGAGAGGCGUUUAUCGAUUAUUGUCGGAGCAGUUGUGGCUAUUCAUCAAAAGUUCCAACCAACAGUCGAGUCUACGUUAAAGUCUCGACGAGAGGUGAUUGAUAAGGAGAUCAAGACCUUUGUUCAGAUUGCCAGCUGGAAAGACAUUAACGUACUCGCUCUCAAAGCUAGCGCUCAGCGUACACAUCACCAGCUUCACAAGUCGAUCAGAAAGUUCCGCGGUAUUCUUGCGGAACCUGUUGCACCCCUUAUUUCAGCCUGGAUCGUGGAGACUCCUUUCUCCAAACUCCCACUAGCGCAGUUACCACAGAUAGGCCAUCCCGAUAUAGUGCCAGAACUGGGACCAGAGAUACACCUACCCAAACACUUGAGAGAUUUAAAUCAUACCCUUCGUCUCUUCCACGCUACAACAUGCGAUACUUCGAAGCCAUCAUUCUCUUUACCCUCAAAGGAAGUUGAAGAGUUUUCCAGCCUCAUCCUUACUACCAUUACCCAAUUUCAAAACGAUAAAGUACCCCCUGAUGUCAAGAAUAAAAAAGGG